AUGAUUACUGUUAUUUGUUUAGAGGGUUGUCAUGGGUCAGGUAAGACAGAACUAUGUAAAUAUCUAUCAAAACAUGGAGUAAAGAUUCUAGACGAAGCAUUCCUCGAUAUGCCAUCGUUUAGUGGCAUACCACCACAAAGUUUGACGAUGGAAACCGUUUGGAUCAGUAAUUGGAUGCAAAGAGUUAUGCAUAUUAAAAAUAAACAUACCUUUGAAUCACAUAAUAACACAACCAAUAACAAUAACACAACAAAUAAUGUAAAUAAUAAUAAUAGUACCAGUAAUAGUAAUAGUAAACAACCACUUUCAACAGUUUAUAUAGCAGAUAGAUCACCAUACUCGGCAGUAUUAUAUGCUCGUGACCAUGGAAGAUUAUUGGAUCCAGUGAUUCGUAUUCAAAUCGAGGAACUUCGAAAGUAUGCAGACAUUGAUAUUAGAACAGUCUAUCUCAAGGUAUCAAAGAACAUGUUGUGGGAUCGUAUCGAAAAGAGAUUGGCACGUGAACCGUCUCGUCGUCUCUACGGUGAACAUGAAUACAAGUGGAUGGAAGAUAGUGUAGACUUUUACGACAGUCAAAAGUGGGAUCUAACAGUCAGCAACAACGACAAUAUUCCAGAUGUCGAUCGUGUUCAAUCCAUCUUUAAUCAUUUUAAUUUAGAAUUUCCAAAGUCUAUCCUUCUUGAUGAUGACAGACAAGAAUAA
Molecule: messenger RNA, 702 nt
Organism: Cavenderia fasciculata
Lineage: Eukaryota; Evosea; Eumycetozoa; Acytosteliales; Cavenderiaceae
Exons: 2
Coding region: 1-702 (233 amino acids)
Source: RefSeq, a predicted model, not a curated record